Molecule: messenger RNA, 1200 nt
Organism: Lathyrus sativus (Indian pea)
Lineage: Eukaryota; Viridiplantae; Streptophyta; Magnoliopsida; Fabales; Fabaceae
Source: the annotation of a GenBank genome assembly
AUGACAUCUUCCGAAUCCAACGCUGCAGAUCACGUCGUUGAACUCAUCGUUCACGACGCAUCACAACCACCACCGCCACCACCGUCUUCUUCCGACGACUCUCGCGAUAAUGUCAAUGCCCAAAUUGCCCCUCUCCUCUCCCACACUGAUAGACCAAAGAUCAACAUCUUUACCGCUUCUUACCCGAGAAGAAAACCUAGAGAUGAAGUAACAAGAUUACUUGAGUCUGAGUCAUCAUCUCCUUUCACUCAGUGUAUAUUGUGGAUAUGGAAUGGCUCUAGAUACUCUGGUUUACUUUGCAUGGCUUUGUCAUCCAUUGUUUAUUUUCUUAUGGGAGUUCUUUCCAAUCUUUUUUCUGUUCAGGCUAUUCCUUUGUUUGAGACUGCUUUUACACGUUGUACAAUUAUCUUGAUACUGUCAUAUUUGUGGUUGAGAAGGAGUGAGCAGCCACUGUUUGGAACAUCCAAUGUUAGAAUCAUUUUACUUUUAAGGGCCCUUACAGGCUGUAUAUCAAUGUUAAGUUUUGUAUAUUGCUUUCAGAGGUUGCCUUUUGCUCAGGCUAUUGUGUUGAAUUCAACAACUCCAAUUAUGGCUUCAGUAAUGGCACGGUUCUUUCUGCGUGAGAAAUUGAAAAUUGCAGAUAUUGCAAGUCUUGCUUGUAGUUUCUUCGGUGUGCUCUUCUUCUUCUGGGAAAUGCUUGCUACUCAAGAACAGGCAGUAAAAGUUGCGGAAGUAAGCAAUGCAAAUGCUAAGCCAAGUCAUCAUAUAUUUGAAAUCCUAGUGGGCAUCUUUUCAUCAAUAAUUGGUGGAACUAGUUACUGCCUUAUAAAGGCUGGAGCUAAAGCAUCUGAUCAACCAUUGUUGACUGUCUUUUCAUUUGGCAUACUGGCUAGUCCUGCAAUGGGAUUAUGCACUUACAUCUUUGAGGAUUUUGUGCUCCCAAGAAUAGAGUCAAUUUUACUUAUGCUUGUACUUGGUGUUCUGGCCUUCUUUGCUGAGGUCUUGUUAGCAAGAGGACUACAGCUUGAGAGGAUGGGCAAAGUUGCCAAUGUCCAGUACAUGGAGGCAGCACUAACCCAAUUUUGGGGCGUUGCUUUGACAUUAGUGAGUCCAGCUUUGGAUCAUCUGAUUGGAAUUUUUCUUAUUGUUGUCUCUGUAUUUUUUACCAUGUACAUAGGACCCGACAAGGAGACAGAAUGA